Molecule: messenger RNA, 744 nt
Organism: Trifolium pratense (red clover)
Lineage: Eukaryota; Viridiplantae; Streptophyta; Magnoliopsida; Fabales; Fabaceae
Exons: 3
Coding region: 193-480 (95 amino acids)
Source: RefSeq, a predicted model, not a curated record
GAUCCCUUUCUUCGUCAAGGCGCGAAGCAGAGCAUCUGCAGCCCCGAAUUCUCAAUCACUUUCUUCUUCUUCUCUCGGGGCUCCGCCGUCGUCAUCCUCUUGAACGCUCCGCCGUCGACUCGCCACUACCUGACUGUGUUGCAGGAAUCGUGAAUUCCGGUGAGAUAAGGUUUGAAUCAAAUUGAAGGUGUAAUGGGAAGUGAGAAUGGAAGUGAUCCAUUCAAAGGGGUGGAUUGGAAAUCUGUUGGUGGUGAGAUGCAACAAAACCCUAGUGUUAAACCAGCACUUGCAAAACGGCUCCCCAAGAGAGUUAGGAACAUACCAGACUAUUAUUUCCUUCCUAAAUGGCCACUACCUUCCGCUUUGUUGUUCUGCACUGCCUGUAUUGCCGGUGGAGUUGGUGCCGGUAUGCUAGUAGAAGCCUGGAUCAACAAGAAAGUUAAAGAGGAUGGUGGGGUGAUAUGGGAGUUUGACAAAUAAACUCUGGAUUUUUUGGUACAACCAGUGUCACAUUUCGCCUCUCCAGCACUCCAGUCACAAAUUGAUCUCCACUCAAACUUAUUUACAGUUAUUAGUUUAACAAAUAAGCGUGAUUCAUAAGUUGUUUGUUCUUUCUUAGACUCUGUUGAUCGAAUGGUAGCUUAUCAAUUGACCUGUUUCCGUGAACAUGUAACCCCGAAAGGCAACUAGAUGUGACGUGAUUUAUGGUUUAAAUUUAUUCAUAUUCAUACUCAUUUUGCUGAU